Molecule: messenger RNA, 3901 nt
Organism: Bursaphelenchus xylophilus (pine wood nematode)
Lineage: Eukaryota; Metazoa; Nematoda; Chromadorea; Rhabditida; Aphelenchoididae
Source: the annotation of a GenBank genome assembly
AUGUCAGGAGAGCUGGGCGGCUCGGGAUUUCAAACUCCAAUUAACGUAAGUUUAACUUGCUUGGGUUGAUAUUUUGAUCUUUAGAAGGUUCAGAACGACGUUCUUCUUGAUGAAUCGGAACGAUUGACCCCUCAAGUCCCAGAGAAUGGCCAGAAUCUUUUUCAGAUGGAAUUAAACUUCGAAGAGAAGAUUGAAGUCCAAGUAGAACAAUAUCAAAAUAUUGAACUCCCUGAUGAAUCGCAAAUUCAAAACGAAGAUGUUUCAUUGAAGGCAGAGGUUCCAAGCGCGCCGAGCCCAAACGAGAACAGUAUUCAGCAUUCUAAUCCUGAGCCCGCGUUUGCCGCGCCUAUGCCACCAAAGAGUAAGUCUAAGUUGACUGGGUUUUUUAUAUUUUUAGAUGAUUUCGGAGGAUCAGGCCGGAUUGCCCCGAGAGUUGCCAACAGUGCCCCUCUGAUUAAUUCAACAAAGUAAGUUAUAUUGUUUUAGAUUAGUUGUUCUUUUAGCGUGCCUCACUAUAUGUACCCGACUUUCUCGGCCGUCAGAAGGAUCGAGGAGACUCAGAAACAACUCGCCAUGAGAUCAGCAAGUAAGUUGUUGCUUUCAUUGAGUUUGGGUAUCUUGAAUUCAUAGAUAAUCUCAUUUAUUGUAUUUCAGAUCGUGUUGAAGUGCCAAAAAGGAUUGAAAGGAAAUUUUCGAACUCCCACCAGUAAAUAAGAUCAUCAAUUGAAAACUCAGCGACUGUAUUCAAUAAGCAUUAUAGUUUUCUCAUGUUUAAUACGAUUUCCUGUCGAAUAAACUAACUGUAAUAUAUUGGAUUUUAUGUCGAUAAGGUUGAGUUGCCUUUUUGUUCAUAUUUAAAUGGUUGGACAACUGAUUUGAACCUUUUUUCUGCUCUUCUUUGUAUCGUCAAUGAUUCUUUUGAUUUUAAUUUAGGUUGAUGGAUGACACUUUGAACUUUGUGCAAGGUAUAACGGCCAGAAAGAGAGGGAGGGAACCCAGGAAGCCAACAGAUACUCCCUCUCGAAUCCCUAUUUUAAAUAGUGGUAUGAAUUUUUAUAUUUUCCUUGAUAUUCGGCGUUUAGAUUAUUCAUGCAUUUUUUUGUAGUUCCCAAACGAAAUGUAGUAGUUCUGGUGGGAUGGAGGAUUCAGUUCAAGUGGGUGUCACAAGGAGCCAUUUUUCCCAGUUUUGCAUUAUUAGUAGAGGGUCUACGAGCAGAUAAUGGAUGUCAAUGGACCAGCAGCGAGAUCACCAAGGUUGUGCCGCCAAAUCAAUUCUUCACACAGAAUACGAUCUAUGAGAUUAGAGGAGCCAUCGACAAGGAGAAAUGCAAACAAAGUGAGUAAAAUCAGUUUGCUUUGAUAUUGUUUUGACUGUGUAAUGUCAGGUGUAAUAUUCAGGAGGUUUCGAUAUGCGAUUUGUUGAGAAAUUCAAGAACGGAUUCCCUCAAAAUUGGAAAGAAGAGAUUGAGAUUUAUAUAGAGCAACUGUAAGUUGACUUUUUCUUAUAGUUUUUGUUGUUUUAGUGUAGCAGCCGUCGCCUCGAUGAAAAAAGCGAAUCAGGAAGAGCAAUUCGCUCCAAAUGACGCUGAAGUGACCGUUGAAGAAGAGCUGGAAGAAGACGAAGAGGAAAUUAAUGUUAUUGACGAUGAUCCCGAUGUUGAUACAACAGCUGGGAAUCAUUAUGCGGAAGAGGUCCAGUCAAAUACAACAAGGAAUGGCACAAUUGAAGAACCGAGUGAUAGAGAAGAGGAUGAAGAAAUGGAUGAGAAGGGAGAUAAGAGCGAUGACUCUUUUGAGGUUGCGAUUCCAUCAGAUUGGUCCGAAGAGGAAGAUAAUGGUGAACAAGAGACUGAAAAGAGAGCUGAAACUCCAAUUAGUGAGAUUACUGUGCAGGAUGUUGAAGAAGUAAGUCAGAGAUCUUUUCUGCUGAGAGAAAUAGGUCCCUUUUUAUAUUAUCUUUGAUUUUUAGGUCCCCGAAGAUCAAACUCCCAGGGCAACGACACGAAGGAUAUCUCAAAUCCAACGUCGAAUGUCGAGAGCACCCGAUAUGGCCGCAAUUCAAGAAGAAGACAGCGCCGAACUCAGCACAACAACUCCAAAAACUCAGCGGUCAAAGAACAGCCGCAGGUCGCAGAGCUCCCAGAAUCUCUCGAACUCCUUUGACAUCCCAGAGCUUCAACGAAGCAAGCGAGGAAGGCUUAUCAAGCCCAGAUUGGGACCGGGGGAACAUAUCUUCUAUGAUAAGGACGGGGAUAUUGUGGAGAUUCGACAGAAUACAACUAGAACCCAUAUUAAUCCGAGUUCCUCGCAGAGUAUUGUAAGUGGCUGGAGGAGUUUUUUCACUGGAAUUUCGCUUUGACCCCGUUUAUGAGAUCCGCAGAUAUUAUUUUUUUAACUUCUAGUGACUCUGUUUGACCAAAUUUUUAAUUUUUUUGUCCGUCCAACCUGUUAUGAAAGGGUUGAAAUAUGGGUGAUAAGGAAGUAAUAGACGUAUAUUUCAGCAAGCCCUCGCGAAAAGUCUCGGUUUCCAAGCUCCAGAAUCCCCGCUACAGAAGGAGAGACGGCUCAGUAACAUCAGCCAACGGCCCAAGAAAAGACGCUCUUCGCAUGGCCAGAAAAGAAAACCACUGGUCGAUUAUGACAGCGAUGAGGACCAUAGAUCUUUGGAUGAUGUCUCAUUGAAUGACUAUCAAGAACCGACCCCAUUGCCUUUCAGAAAACAGGCGAGAAGAAAGUUGACAAGUGAUUCAGAGGACGAAGAACAAGAAGAAGAGGAAGAACAGCCAAGAAGAAGGAGCAAAAGAACUCCGAAAACAAAGAAAAAGCCCGUGGAAAAGAAAUCGGAAACGAAACCGAAGCCAAGAAAGAGGAAAUCGACAGAAAAUGAAGCCGAAGGUAAGAGAAUUCAUUUUGUUUUGGGAAUUGCCGUAUUUUCAGUCGAUCAUCCGAACGACGAAAACAUGAACACCACUAAUGACACCACUGAACCCACCAAGAAACGGAAGCCAACUUGGACGACUGAUUUCAAGGACAGAUUGAAGGUAAAUCUUUGGGGUUUAUUAUAUUGUAGUAGGCAAGGUUGGCUAAAAAUGAUUAAAAAAAUUUUUUAUUGGUUGCUGUUGACCACUAUUGAUAUUUUCGACAAUUUCAGGGCCUAGUCAAGCUGAUCAACCCCGCCACGGAAAACCAAUGGAAAAUUCUGAGCGAAAACUUUGAAGGAAUCUUUUCCCCAGAAGAAUGCAAAGACCAAGCAACCAAAAUGAAGCUGUUAAAGAAGAGAAGCCAGGGCCUCAAUGAAUCCCAGAUUGAUUUGGACCCGGUUAUGAAUGUGUUCUCCGAGCUGAACAACGCCAAAGCCAAGGAAAGGGGGACUUUGAGGUAUCAGCAGAAGGAAAAUGAGGCCAAAAAUAUGUUUUAUAAGCAAGUGCAGAAGAUCCGAAAGAAGGAAGAGAAGGAAUUGAACAAAAUGAGUCAGGACAGCAUGGAUGAAACGGUAGGACAUUGGGGUUGAAUUGAGAUCGAAAUUAAUUUAUAUUAUCCAUGAGGGGUAAUAUGAGAUUUGAUGAAAAUAAUGUCGAUUAUUUAGAUGAUUGAGAUUGCCAAAGCCUACAGACCACCCGCGAAUCUCCCGUCGACGCGGUUCACACCGAACAAACGUCAAUUCGUACCUGUUCCGGUUAGUGCGAUGAGGAGAAAAAGUUCCAUCGCCCCGAUGAUGGAAGACAGCUUUGAUGUUCCUGAUUGGUAAGUCACUAGACAACCGCUAAGUUCCCCGUAAUCACUUGACUAGCCUUUAGUCUAAUUAUUUUACCAUUAGACCCGCUUUUUUCGUAUAAUUUAUAUUAUACUUGACAUUUCUAGGUCCCAUCAAGUCAAAACAAGAUUCCGAUUGCGCAAUUAG